CAACAAGCAGGCUAAUUUAUGGCAAUACGCCUGGCCAACUCCCAAUCGGCUAUAGUAUUACAACUCUCAGAUGGUUCAUUUUGUCAAUUCUGUCCAAGGAAUAGGCUAACUGAUCGUAUGAUCUCAGCUACAUUGUGCAAAUAUGAAAUUGGCACAACUUACUAUGCAAUGCAAUAAAAUGUUCAGUAUUAAAUCUGCUGUAGAGUACAUAUGGUCCCUUCGAGUUAAUGAACUCUGGACAUUUUUUAACUGUGUAGUCAGUAACCUCCUGCAUAACCAACCUCAAAUUGACCAGGGGAUGCAGAUAAAUGGAAGGUUCUAAAAAUAUCUAUGCUUUACAUUGGAUUACAUUACAUUACAGUUAUUUACCCAAAGCGAUUUACAGUUUUGAUUAGAUUAGACUAAGUAGGGGACAAUCUACAUACGGGGAUAAGGGCGACAUCAGGGCUUGAGCCACCAAUCUUCUCGGUCCCAGUCAUAUACUUUAGCCACUAGGACACCUGAUUCAUCUUAUUGAGUUCUUGACUGAAGACGAUAAUUAGUUAAUUAGUUGAAUCAGGCAUAAUAGUGUUGGACGAAAACAAAAAACCACCCAGAUUGGACAGCCCUGUUUUACAGAAAUAACUUGCUGCUUGGCAGAUAUUUUGCCUAUGUUGACAUAGUAUAAAAUAUAUGGCAUCUAACACAAUUAAAAAAAUUUUAAUAAACAAAAAUGAAUGAAUUAUUUUCAAUAUAAAAAUGACAAAGCCUAUAAAGCAGAUGUUUUCAAUCUUAUCGAGGUCCAAAACCCUGCAGACGUUUUCUCAGCUUUGUUUUGUAAAGGGCCUUUGUGACAGUGUCCCUUUGUAAAAGGGGGCUGUCUGAUCAACUUCCGGAUUAAGCUUCCAGCUGUGCAUGUUGUCUGGUUUUCACAAAUUCCAAAUCUGCCAAUGUUAAUUGUGACAUUAGCCACUUAACACACCAUGAUAAAAUUAGCUUUUUAAGCGCACCUCUGAUUGCAGUAAUUGAUUGCUAACUAGUCACUUUGCACCACACUUGGUAUUUAUGGCUCUCUCCUGGAGCACUGACAGGAGCACUGCGGCACAUUUUAGGUUUUUAAUCAGAGGUGUUCACACCUAAUUAAUUUUGAAGACAGUUCAUCAACCCUGCUAGCCAAGAAGUGCGGCUUGGAUGGUAAGCACUGAGACUUGUCUGAGGAGGAGAUCCAGUUGGUAUGGCUCGGACCAAGAGUUUCAAAUUGACCUUCCACCCACCAUGGUGAUAACCAAGGGACUCCCUGGGCGCUACACGGCCGUACAGAUGCACCUGCACUGGGGAGGAUGGGACCUGGAGGCCAGCGGCUCGGAGCACACCCUGGAUGGCAUCCGUUACAUGGCAGAGCUGCACGUGGUCCAUUACAAUUCAGACAAGUACAAGAGCGUCACAGAGGCCCGGGAUAAACCAGAUGGACUGGCAGUGCUGGCGUUCUUUUACGAGGACGGGCAUUUUGAGAACACAUACUACAGUGAUUUCAUCUCCAACCUGGCCAAGGUCAAAUACGCAGGGCAGUCCAUGACCAUCACCUCAGUGGACGUGCGCUCCAUGCUGCCAGAGAAUCUGUCUCAUUUCUUCAGGUAUCAGGGCUCCCUGACCACCCCUCCCUGCUACGAGAGCAUCCUGUGGACAGUGUUCGACACCCCCAUCACAUUGUCCCACAACCAGAUCAGAAAGCUGGAGAGCACCUUGAUGGACCAUGAGAAUCAGACCCUAUGGAAUGACUACCGUAUGGCUCAACCGCUAAAUGACCGCGUGGUCGAGUCCUCUUUCCUCCCCCGCCUCAGUCAAGGCUCAUUCUGCCGACAGGAAGAAAUCGAAGCGAAGCUUCUGAAGAUCGAGGACAUGAUUACAAACAUGGACAAGCGGGUCUCAGGGGGAGUUCAUGAGAAAGGGCCCAAAGGGUUGCGAGUCCUCCGCCCGCUGGUGCUGCACUUCCCCGAGGGAAACGGCGGGGGCUACGCUGAGGUCACCCCCAUGCGCUCCAUGGACCUGCUCUCCUUCACCGCCUGCAUGCACGUACGGGCGCGCCCAGAGGGCACCCACACCAUCCUGUCCUACUCCAGCACCGGCCACGAAAACGAGCUGGUCAUCACCGUGGGCUACGAGGUGGGCCUGUGGGUCGGCAACCAGUACGUCAACUUCGCCCACAGCUUCCUGGCCCUGGACUGGGGGAACUACUGCGUGACGUGGGCGUCGGGCUCGGGCCGGGCCGAGCUGUGGGCUAACGGGACGCGGGUGGAGGAGACCACCCUGCAGCAGGGGUACGACCUGCAGCCCGUCGGCACGCUGAUCCUGGGGCGGAACACGGACAUCCUGCUGGGCCUCAGCGAGCCUGACGGCUUGGUGGGCCACCUGACCGACGUCAACGUGUGGGACCGAGCGCUCGAUCCCGCUGAGAUCCGCCAGCAGACGGCCUGCGGGGCGGACGGGCCCAGGGGGAACGUCCUCAGCUGGGGGGUGACCCCUCUCAGCCUGUACGGAGGGGUGCAGCUCCAGACCAACUACAGGUGCCCCUAAAUAUGGUGGUUGCAUUAAGGUGGGGGAUUUGGUCAAAUGAUAGGGCUUAGCCAAAUAUGUAUAAAAUGGCACAUCUCACGCAAUAAGCAAAAUGACGUCCAUUCACCAAUAUCCACAUAUCAAUGAAUGGAUGAGUCCCUCAUAGUCUAUCACCUGUAUGCUUAUGCUAUUAACAAUUACAAUAGCUCUGCUGUGUCCUAUCAUGUUUUGAUUGCCUCAAUGAAGUGCAAAACGAUCAUGGCUUUAGCUACAUUUUUCACCAAAAUUCUGAAUGCAACACCAAUUGCAUAGCAAAUUGUAACAAUUUCUCUACUGUUAAAUAGAUCUAUAGGAGCUAGACGAAGGAAAGAAACAUUGGCGAUGUACUUUGCCUCUUAACUACAUUGAUUGUUUGAUUUGCCCACUGAAAUGUAACCAUGGAGCAAUACCAAAGGCAAAUGUGUGGAAUGUAGGGAAAACAAACAAGCAGCAAGUACCUACAUGUCUAUUUAGCGACAUUGUGUUUCUUCAAAGAUCAUUCGUUGUCCUUUUUGUUGAAUACAUUCCCUUUAACCUAGCUAAUCUGAGCUUGACAGAGCCUGCAAACAGGCAUGUUACCAACCUCUGCUUCACUUCCUUUGCAGUCACCAUUGUUCAGUUCUGUUCAGAUGAAAAACACAUUGAGUAUACGGGGCCGAGUGCCUAGGAAGUUCAGCUCCAGCUCUUGAGCUGUGCUUGUCUCAUUGGGCUCAUCCCUGCUGGUCUGGUAGAUGUGGUGGGCCUCUCAUCUGGCCUGCACUGUUUCAACAGCUGGCUCAUCUACAGUGAUAUGUUGCUGUUGUUCUUGCAUCGCUGCCAGGAUGCGCACCAUAGUAGUCUGGCAGAUGAAAGGGAGAACCUCAAAGCAGUGCCGUAGGUCAGCUCUUCUCCUGUCAGGAAAGAACAGAAAAGGCGUGGGGGGGGGGGGAUUCACAGCUUUCCCAAGACCAAAAACAAUGAGCCAAGCCAUAAUGUAAUUACAUUUACAUUAAGUUCAUUUAGCAGGCACUCUAAUCUUAUUUACUUCUGAAAAUGUUGUCCUGGAAGGAUUGAUCAUGUAAAAAAUAAGUUGUGCAUCUACUGGUGGAAUCGCAAUAAAAUGUAAAGCUUCAAAAAUGCAA
Molecule: messenger RNA, 3692 nt
Organism: Conger conger (European conger)
Lineage: Eukaryota; Metazoa; Chordata; Actinopteri; Anguilliformes; Congridae
Gene: ca6
Product: carbonic anhydrase VI
Exons: 9
Coding region: 1171-2553 (460 amino acids)
Molecular function (GO): zinc ion binding; carbonate dehydratase activity
Source: RefSeq, a predicted model, not a curated record